UGCUCGUGAUCUGUCUGUGGUCACACUGGACACUUGCAUUUUAGCUGGAAAAAAAGCUGCAGAAAAAUAUUGGCAAUAAAGAGCAGGAGCAGCCCAAGCAUGGACAAGGCCGAAGUGGGCAGUGCGUGCCUUGCGGCGCCAAAGCGCCGCUUUCCGGUCAGUGAGUAUUGUGGUCCGGAACCGGCCGCACCAGCUCCGCAACCGUCGCUGCCACGAAUUGUGGCUGAAGAGGAGCCGCAGAUAAAACAGCGCAAAAAGGAGAAUGAACCGGAUCCCAUCCAGGACUCUAAUCGCAACCUGCUUGAUUUCUGCGAUGAGCUGCUCAUCGAGAUCUUCCAGUACCUGGACACAUUCUCCAUCAUGGCGGUGAUGCACUGCUCACCCCGUUUAGAGAGCCUUCUUUUGGACCAUCGCUUCUAUCACUGCAUAGAUCUCAGUAACGGGCCGCUGCCUAUGGGCAUUCUCGAAGAGAUUCUAGGACGAGCGACUGAAAAGACGCACACUAUAAAAAUCUGCGGGCCGCCGUCCUCCCAGCAUGUGGCAGGCGAGUUUCGCCAGUUCACUCAGACCCUAAGAUCUGUAUUCCCCACUGUGUCCACCCAGCUAAAAGUGCUGGAACUGCAGGGCGUCAGCCUGGACUUCGAAUACAUACAAAUAUCCGAGUUUCCUUCUUCGCUAAAGCGUCUCAAACUGAAGGACUGCAGCGUUAAGGUGGGAAACGGGUCUAAGAGCAUAUUCCACACAAUUGAGUUGUACUUGGUAGAUCUAGAGGAUCUCAGCAUUGAGGACAAUAGUUGGUUCGAACCAUAUUAUAUUAUGGCCCUCUCAAAGCUGCCUUCCCUGCGACGUCUUAGUCUUAAGGGCUGUGAAACACUCUGCAAGUUUGUUCCCUAUGGGAGCAUGGCUGCCCGCUUUGGCUUUCAAAAACUUGAGUCAUUAGACUUACGUUUGACGCCAAUCAACAACCCAGAUCUGCAGUGUUUUAGCGCUAUCGAGAACCUCAAGGAGCUGCUGCUGGAGUCGCCACCAAACGUGCCCGCCGAACCGGGCUACUCAGAGAAAACUAACAAUGGCAACGCAACAGAGGAGGCUGCUUUACCACAGCCAGAUUCGCUGAAAGUGCUUAACGACGAUGAGCCGUCUACAUCGCGGGCUGCCAUGGAGCAUCUGCGUGCAUGUAAGAUUGCCCAGAGCAAGGAGGAGUCAGCUGAUGUAUACAAUUUAGACAACUCCAACGAGAGAAAAGAGAAGGAGCAGUCGCCGGUACCAGCAGAUCCACCUUCGAAUAGCCAAGAGCUACAGAUAAAAAGAAUCAGACCUCUGUCAGAAUCCGAGGAUGAGGACACCUCCUCCACGUCAGCCACCUCAGCUUCCUCGUCAUCAGAGGUUUCAUCUCCGCACAGCAAUGGCCAUAACGGUGGUGCUCCUGUUCCGCCACCGGUGUUAGUUAUUGCAUUGCCAAGCGUGGCCGCCGAUAUUCCACCUCGUCCACCGGCAGCCGAUGCUAAUAAUGCCGAAGGUAACAAUGCCGAUGCUCCCGAGCAAGAAGGCAGACCUGAAACCAGACGCGCGCCACAUGCCUACAUCUACGUGCCCGAAGUUAAUGAGAACGCUCGACACUUACGUAAUGUGAUGGCUCUGAUUGAGCAGUCGGCGGAACAUUGUCGGCAUCUGCGCGGCAACAAUCCUGCCAUAAGUCGUUUUUUACCACGGCAUGACCAGGUUAUAUACAAUAAUCCUCCGAUGAAUGUCCUAAUGCCCACACGUCGUCAUCGUUCACAUCCGCGUCCGAACUAUGACCAGGUACUACAGCAUCCGAUGUUUUGGAACAUGCUGGACCCACUGGACCGUGGACACGCUCGACGAAUGCGUCACCGCCCGGCAGCAUGUCCUACUUCACCUCAGUACUUCGUCUCGGAUCGGGCGAUGUAUAGCUUUGGGCAAGCGUCGCGCCCUGUACAACCAGACGUUGUGUGGAUUCGAAACGUCAACCGUUCGCCGGACAACAGACUGGAGCGACUGUCGUUGCGAAACUAUCACCUCAUCACAAAUCACACGCUGGAGCAUCUGGUACAGUGCUCUCCGAACCUAAUCUACAUUGAUGUGAGUGGCACAAGCAUAACGCUCUCGGGAUUGCGCCGCUUUAAGAGCAGUAAGCCGGAGUGCGAAGUUGUGGCCAGCCACUUGGAGGAGUUUGGGGACAUUACCCUGGAUCCGGCUAAUCAGGAAGAGGAAGGAGAAGAGGUUGUGGUACCGCCCAGCGACGAGCCUCCGCAUCAUGACCAGCAGCCACCGAAAUCACCUCCUCCGUCUCAGGAACUGGUGGCCCAAUAGAAGACUCUCUCCUCUUGCAUAUUUUGUAAUGUAAACAUAUUCUUUGUCGAAAUAGGCCGUGCUGGAUUAUCAUUUUAGCAAGACGACGACAUGGCCAAGCCGAUGAACACCCACAACGCUGGCUACAAGCGAGUGCUGUAGCUCAGCCCAUUAGUAUUACGUUCCAAACUAAUCAAGCCCCUGUAUUAUACGCCAGGCCCAAUGCAUUGUAUAAACCCAAGAAUCCCAAAACCACAAAAACCCAAAAACAAAACCUUUAGUUAGACAUUAAAGAAAGACCGAUCCCUUUGGUAUAUA
Drosophila eugracilis is the source of this 2631-nucleotide messenger RNA. RefSeq lists its product as uncharacterized. The record is from RefSeq and is a predicted model, not a curated record. Gene Ontology annotation, cellular component: SCF ubiquitin ligase complex. Lineage: Eukaryota; Metazoa; Arthropoda; Insecta; Diptera; Drosophilidae. Gene Ontology annotation, biological process: SCF-dependent proteasomal ubiquitin-dependent protein catabolic process. Gene Ontology annotation, molecular function: protein binding. The transcript has 5 exons. Bases 100 to 2334 code for a protein of 744 amino acids.